GGUGGGAUGGUAACCAGUAAUGGUAAUUUCCCAUCUUCGUUGUGGAUCUAUAAGGGACAUGAGGUCCUAUUUCUAAUUUUAUGCUAAUAAAAACGUAAGAGCUAGGGAAAACAGUGAGGUCCCCUUUUUCGCUGCAUGGAAACGCACAAAUCAAAGAAAAUAUAACAGAGCUCGCAUGGUCUCAUUCUAUAUAAAGCACCAAGGUUAACCAACUCUUUGUUUUAUUAUUUUGCACUCCCAUACACACAGUAGCGCGCACACACUCCCCACCCCAGCAUUGCUUACAGAUUCUCCACCUUUAAAUAAAACCAAUCACUUCUUACCCGCCAAGCUAACUUUCUACCAAAGAACUUGUCAAAUUGCCCUGCUUUGCCUCCUUCACUCUUCAGCCUACCCGUCUAAGAGAAGAGCUCCAUGCGCACAUUGCUCCUCAAGAUAACAACAUGUCUGUCCUGAGUUCUUUUCACAUCUCCAUUUUGAAUGGCCAGCUAUUAUUCUUUAUUGAAAAGUAGUGGGAGCAGCGAGGAUAAAACAUGGGGAGGGGUGGUAGGAUUUUGAGGGCCCUAUUAGGAGCUGUUAUAUUUUGGGGGGUGAUUUGGUUCUUGUAUGUUGGAAUCCUACCAAACCAUGCAACGACACUAAUGGCAAGAAUUAGAGUUCCAGCAGCCGGGACUUUCCAGCAUCUGAAGCUAUCUGGAAGAGAGAGUCAUCUUAUUCGUCAUGACAUGGAUCUCAAUUAUGUGAGCAAGAGAAGAGUGCCCAAUGGACCUGAUCCUAUUCACAACAGGAAAACAGUCCAGUCUAGACAACCACCUGGUCAAUCCUAAGUUUGAAGCGACCAAGAACCUUUAAACUUGCGAGGAAGAAUCACAUCCAUUGAGUUUUAGGGCUGCAUGGAGUACUGCUAGAUUUCAGUGGAAAAAUCACUCUUUGUAUUCAACUAAAACAUUGUCAUUGCUAGGGGCUGUGAGUGCACAGAUAUGUUAUGCUUGGAUUUCCUGCAGUUUAUAUAUUUGGAGUUUGUUGAGUGAUUACCGUAAUUAUUAGUGCUAUAGAAUUUGGAGACUAUCCCAUGAUUUUUGUUCAAA
Molecule: messenger RNA, 1088 nt
Organism: Populus trichocarpa (black cottonwood)
Lineage: Eukaryota; Viridiplantae; Streptophyta; Magnoliopsida; Malpighiales; Salicaceae
Product: CLAVATA3/ESR (CLE)-related protein 25
Exons: 2
Coding region: 534-827 (97 amino acids)
Source: RefSeq, a predicted model, not a curated record